Messenger RNA from Malassezia sympodialis ATCC 42132, 4755 nucleotides. RefSeq lists its product as uncharacterized. Lineage: Eukaryota; Fungi; Basidiomycota; Malasseziomycetes; Malasseziales; Malasseziaceae. The record is from RefSeq and is a predicted model, not a curated record. Gene Ontology annotation, cellular component: nuclear pore; membrane. Gene Ontology annotation, biological process: signal transduction; mRNA export from nucleus. The coding region runs from base 1 to 4755 and encodes 1584 amino acids. The transcript has 2 exons. Gene Ontology annotation, molecular function: structural constituent of nuclear pore.
AUGCUGGAGAAUAUGCCACCAAAGUACGUGGAAGUCCCUGACGCCAGUUCCGAGGUCGCGCUGGCACGGAAGGAGGCCGAGUGGGUCCGCACUGAGCUUGCGCGCGAGCAUGAGGCAGCAGCCAAGACGCGUGCGGACCUGCAUGCCCGCCUCAUCCAGGCAGAAUCAGAGCGGGACCUUGCUUCCCAGGCGCGCGAAUCAUCGGCGGAACAGCUGCGCCAUGUUGAGCGCCUUCUCACCGACACGCAGGCGCGCCAUAGCGAGGCGACCCACACGAUCGCCGAGCUGCGCACGCGCCUGUCCGAGCGGGAAAGCGAGGCACUCAUGGAUCGCGCCGCGGCCGAGCAGGCGGCACAGUUGGCAGAUGCGCGGGUUGAGCGAGCAGAGCUGCGAGCCGCAGAGCUCGAGAGCAGCUGCGAUGCCCUCGUCCACGAAUGCGCGGCGCGCGAGCGCCGUGCACGCGCCGAGACUGACGAGGCACAGGCGCAGAUCGAGGUGCUUGAGAACGAUCGCCGCGCCCUUCAAGAGGCACUGGACCGCAUGGCCAGUGUCGUGGGCGUCGACACCGAUGGCUCGCUAGUGUCGACACCGUCGCGUACUGCCUCGUUCGCCAAACAGGUCAUGCAAGACGACAAGAGUUUCAGUGAUGUCUACGUGGAUCUCAUUCGCACGCAGGAGGAACUCCGGCGCGAGCGCGCCGAGACAGGGCGCCUGGAAGGCGUCCUCGCCGAGGUCAUGGCCGACCUCGACGCCCAUGCGCCGCAACUUAAAGCGCAGCGCGACGAAGUGGCCCAGCUGCGCACCGAGCUGGAUGCGAUGACGGCGACUCUCGAGGAGGCUCAGGCCGAGCGCGAUCUCUCCGCGCGUACGGCGCACGACGUGUCUGCUGAGCUGGAGCGUGUGCGCCGCGAACUCGACUUGACGAUGCAGCAGCUGGAGGACGCCUCUGCGCAAGUGCGUGUCCUUUUGCGCGAGACGAUCGUGCUCAAGGAUCCGUCGGCGGCCGACCGUCUCGCGGAGGACACGCCUGGCGAGGUGUCUGAUAUCCAGGACGUGAUUACCGAGGAGCUAGUCACAUUCCGCUCGCUGUCGGAGCUGUGCGCGCAGAACAAGCGUCUUGUCCAGGCUGUGCGCGAGCUGGGCCAUCGUCUCGAAGAGCGCGAUCCACGGGACGACGAACUGCAGCAGGCAGCGGACAUGCUGGAGAAGGUCUCGGAGGAGCUGCGUCAGCAGCGUCGGAUCGUGGCCGAGGUCGAACAGGAGCGGGAUGUAUACAAGAGCGUGUGUCAUGCCAAGGGCAUCGACACAAGCCAUACGGCGCCGGCUGCGCCGGCGCAGCCGGCACCCGUACCCGAGACACCACCCGCUGUGCUUGCCGAACUGCAGCGUGAGGCAGCGGCGCGCGCUGCGGCCGAGGCGCGCGUAUCGAUGCUACAAGAGGCGGCGCAGUACCACGACCAGCGCCUCAGCGAUGCCCUGGCCGAGGCCAAGCGGAUCCAUGCUGUACUUGAGCGCCGCGAGGCAGCACUCAACGAGGCCGAGCAGACUCUGGCUGUGGCCCGCAGCGCUGCACAGGAGGCUCAGACGCGUCUGGCAACUCGCGACGCGGAAUACCGCCUGCUGAGCGAGCAGCGCGAUGUGCUUCUAGACGAGAAUGCCAAGCUCAGUCUUGCGCGUGCUGAGGCGGAGGCAGCGCUGCGCGAAGCUCGCAGCACCGACGAGGCCAAGGGCGAGCAGCAGUCGUCCAUGGUCGAUCAGCUCCGCCAGGAGCUUGCGCAUCGACAGGCUGCGCAGACGGCGGCCGAGGUGAAGUUGUCCGAGGCCAAGGCCGAAGCGUCCCAUGCGACCCUGCGCCGCGAUCUGGAGACGCGCGAGCUGCGCGAGCGCCUCGACACUCUUUCUCAGCAGCAUGCGUCGGUGCGUGAGGCGCUCGCGGCCGCCCAGGCAGACACGCAGCACCAUGAGCGCCGCAUCGCUGACCUACUCAGCCAGCUGGAGCACGCGCGAGGAGUGGCGACGCUACUGGAGAAGCAGCAUGCUGCGGCCGAGGAGAGUCGCCGCGCAGCGGUGGCGGCUGCUCUGGGCGGCAGCACCGACACUCAGCUCUCGCCUGAGAAACAGUGGGAGAUGGAGCUCGCGGACGUGCGUCGCGGUCGGGCGGCGGCUGAGGCCGAUACUCUGGCGGCCAAGGCGGCACUCGAGGCCGCUCAAAGCACGCAGACACGCUUAGAGGCCGAGCUUGCACAGGCCCAGCAGGCACUGACCGAUGCACAGAGCGCGCACGAAACGGCAUUAGCGGAGCAGGUGCAGGCGGUGACCGAUCUGCAGGCCAAGGUGACCGAGGCCGAGGCGCAGCAGGCCGCUGCCGAGGCGCAGCAGGCCAAACUGCAGGAAGAUCUGCAGACGCAGAGUGCCGUACAUGCUGCCGAGAAGCGCGAGCUCGAAGACGCCUUGGCCGGUCUCCAUGCAGCCGAGACCGAGGCGGCUACGGAGCAGACCUCCGCCUGGGACGAGGUGCGCAAGUUCUCGCUGCAGGCCAAGGAAGCGAGUGCACGGGCUGAUGAGGCGACUGCAGCCUCGUCGGCCGCUGCCCAGGAGCUGGAGGCGGCGCGUGCCGAGGUGCAGCGCCUGCGGGACGAGUCGGAAAAGGCGCGUCUCGCGCGGGAUGUGCUGGCUGCGGACCACAAUCGCGCGAUGCUCGAGGUCCAAGAGCAGCUGCGCACGCUCGAGAAGGCCACCGAAGAGCAGCGUGCGCAGCGUGACGAGCUGCAGCAACAGAACGACCAGCUGCACGCGCACUUGGAGGGCGUCAGUCGGCAAGUGGCAGCUCUUGAGUCGGGCUCGUGGGAGGCAUCAGGGCUCGAGGUGCCCGCUGCGUCGGGGCAGGAUGGCGCGGCGCCGUCCGGUGACCCUACGACGCCAAGCACGGGCGAACUCCAAGUUAUUCGGUAUCUGCGGCGCGAGAAGGAGCAAAAGGCACUGCAGCUUGAGCUGGCUCAGCAGGAACGUGCGCGCCUCGAGCAAGUCGCAGCCAAGACGGCGGAGCAGCUUGCCACAUGUCGCACCGAGCUGCAGGCCCAGCGCGCGUCUACACAGGUGCCGAACUUGCAGUACCAGGAGCUGCUCGACAAGAUCCACCAGCUGAGCACACUGCGCGAGCAGGUCGCGACUCUGACCGAGGGCAAGCAGGCGGUCGAGGCGCGCAAUCAGGCGCUUGAGUCUGAGCUUGCGCAGGCCAGGACCGAGGCGCAGCCCCACCGCGAGCAGCUGCAAAAGGCGCAGGUCGAACUCGAGACUGUGCAGACGCAGCUGCGUGUGGUGCAGGAGGAUAUGCUGCGCUGGAAGACGCGGGCUUCGGGGCUUCUCAAGACGAGCGGCGUCGAAGAGGAGAUGCAGAAGGCAGAAAAGGAGCGGACCCAGAUGCAGGCACAGGUGCAGGCAGCCAAGGCGGAGCUCGAGUCCGAGACCUCGCGGCUCGGCACAGAACUCCAAGCCGCCAACAAGAAGUUCGAGCAGCUGCGCGAGCAAGUCCGGGCUCGUAUCACUCAGGAGCGCCGCGCGGUGGCCGAGGCUGUCGAGCGUGCGAACCAGCUGGAGAAGGACAUGGCGGCGCAGGCCCAUGCUGCCGAGGAGGAAAAGAAGCAGCUGCAGGCCCAGCUGGAGGCGGCGACCAACGCUCCGCCUCCCGCCGAGGCGGCACCCACCGACAACACCCAGACAGAUACCACGCAGCUCGAGGAGCAGCUCAAGGCCAAAAACGAAGAGUGCGAGAAGCACAAGCACUUUGCGCGCACAUUCCUCAAGGACAAGCGCGCUGCAGAGGCACAGGUCAAGGAGCUUACAGCGCAGCUCGAGGCGCUCCGUGCUGGCAAAGUGGACGCCUCCGAGACUCCGAAGCCUGAGGCUGAGGCGACCGCCGCAGCACCUGCCUCCGCCGAAUCAACUGCCGCAGCGCCUGCCACCACCGAGGCGGCCGACUCGACUGAGCCAGUCCCAGCCCCUGCCAACGCAGCUGUCAAGACAGAGACGCCUAUGGAGGACGAUGCAUCGGCGCCUGCUGUUGCUUCGUCCUCGGACCUGACGCCCGAGCAAGCGGAGGCGUUGCGAGCUCGUAUAGCUGAGCUCGAGGCACGCCUGGGCCAGGCCCAGGAGCGCAUGGCCGAGCUGGAAAAGGAGUUGGCAGACACGCAAGCAAGCAAUGCCAGCACCUUGGCCGCUAAAGAGAGCGAGCUCCAGGCCCAUUACCAGCCGCUGCUCCAGUCGCGGUACGAGGACGGGAAACGCGAGGCGGCCUUGCGCAGCCAGAUUAUGGUCAGCCAGCGCGACAAGAAGAUCACGAAUCUCACGAACGAGAUUAACGAGCUGAAGGCGAAGCUGGGCGGUACCACGCCGUCAAAGCCAGCGGCGACCUCGCCUGCUGCCACCAAGGAUGCUAAGGACACCGCCGCCGCCCCUGAGAAGGACACCUCUACGCCUGCUCGGCCUGCCGUCGUGCGGGGCGCUAGUGCGGCGCGUGGCGGCCGCGGCGGCGCAGCUAGUGCGCCCAAACCUGUGCCUAUCCGCCCCAGCGCUGAGACAGGUACCUCUAUCCGCGGCACCGCCAAAGCCGGACGCGGUGGCGCGCCCGUGGCCGGCAGUGCCAAGAGGAAGCGCGAGCUGCAGGCGUCGACCUCCGGAGAAGGCGAUGCCAAGGCGUCCAACAAGCCGGCAUCUUCAAAGAAGACCAAGUCGGAGAAACAGACUGAUAGCAAGUAG